Medicago truncatula (barrel medic) is the source of this 863-nucleotide messenger RNA. RefSeq names its product nucleoside-triphosphatase. The record is from RefSeq and is a predicted model, not a curated record. Gene Ontology annotation, biological process: nucleoside diphosphate catabolic process. Gene Ontology annotation, molecular function: nucleoside diphosphate phosphatase activity. The transcript has 5 exons. Bases 16 to 828 code for a protein of 270 amino acids. Gene Ontology annotation, cellular component: membrane. Lineage: Eukaryota; Viridiplantae; Streptophyta; Magnoliopsida; Fabales; Fabaceae.
GAUUUUUCAGAGGCAAUGUCUGUGUUGGAAAAUGUUGUGGUGGAAUUGGGAAACACUUUGAGUGUUGCAUUAGGUGAUAUUGGAGGGGGAAUAACUAUUGAUGCAGUCUCAAGAGAGCAAGCAAAAAAAGCUCCACAAGUACCUCAGGGAGAGGAUCCAUACAUAAAAAAGAUUGUACUUAAAGGAAAGAAAUAUUACCUCUAUGUUCACAGUUAUUUGCGGUUUGGCAAAGAAGCAUCUCGUGCUGAAAUUUUGAAAGUCACUAAUGGUUCUCCUAAUCCUUGCAUUUUAGCUGGCUAUCAUGGCACAUAUACAUAUUCAGGAGAGGAGUAUAAGGCAUUUUCUCCUGCUUCUGGCCCCAACUUUGAUGAAUGCAAAGAGAUAAUUCUUAAGGCACUUAAAGUGAAUGAUCCAUGUCCUUAUGGAAAAUGUAGUUUUGGUGGGAUAUGGAACGGUGGAGGAGGAAGUGGGCAGAAAACUCUUUAUGUUACAUCAUCAUUUUAUUACGUGCCUACAGGGGUUAAUAUUGCUGAUCCAAAUAAGCCCAAUUCCAAAAUUCGUAUCGAGGAUCUGAAAACUGGAGCUGAGCAAGUCUGUAAAACAAAAUAUAAGGAUGCCAAAGCCACAUAUCCACUUAUUUAUGAGGAUAGUCUUCCAUAUGCAUGCUUGGAUCUUAUUUACCAAUAUACAUUGUUUGUUGAUGGAUUUGGCCUAGACCCAUUGCAAGAUAUUACCGUGGCAAAUCAAAUUGAAUAUCAAGAUGCCCUUGUGGAUGCAGCAUGGCCUCUAGGCAAUGCAAUAGAAGCUGUAUCAUCAUUGCCCUUCUAGAAUUAAACUUUGGAUAGUUUAGUGCUAAAGACUAC